Perca fluviatilis (European perch) is the source of this 718-nucleotide messenger RNA. RefSeq names its product galactose-specific lectin nattectin-like. Lineage: Eukaryota; Metazoa; Chordata; Actinopteri; Perciformes; Percidae. The record is from RefSeq and is a predicted model, not a curated record.
AUCGUCUGUCAGGCCGCUGGUGGGAAUCUGGCCUCCGUCCACUCAGCUGAGGAACAUGCAUUCCUCAGAAACUACAUUAAGCAAGUGACCGGUUUCUACAAGACGUCCUGGAUUGGAGGCUUUGACGCAGUGAAGAAGGGGAUGUGGAUGUGGACCGAUGGAUCCAAAUUCGACUACACAAGCUGGACUGUGGGGCAGCCUGACAACGUACGGUGGCAUGGAGCUGUACGUCCAUGAACUGGAAUGGAGAGAACUGGAACGACUCAUCCUGCAGCGACGAUGACAACCGGACUUCUUUCGUGUGCUCCAUGAACCUGUGUGUGACUCCAAGGGGCCAUCAUGACGCUGCUACAGCUCCUCUCUAAUCUCUGAUCCACUCAGUCUGUUUACUAUCUGAAGAGAUAGGGAACAGGUCACAUUUGGGUUUAAUAUUAGACAGAAACCUGGACCAAAAGCAAUCAGUAAUUGGACUUUUAAUCUUCAGUAAAUAACACAAAAUGAAAUACAGAAAACAUUUGAAUGCUCACACAUCUUUUCCAUUUUAAUUUACUGAAUAUUGUCCGUUAUAAACAGCAGCCACUCAUCUGAUUAAAUGUUAACACACUAAUUAGAUUUCUCACUCAGAGUUACUGUUCAGAUCGAUACAACUCUCAUCUGUGUAUGUUAAAUAUGAAGUUCCCUCGAGCAGAUGAAAACAGCUAGCUUAGCUUAGCAUAAA